UUUAUGGCAAUACAUGUAUUCAUGACAAUAAUUCUUUUAACUCUAUUUUUGUGAAUAGGAAGUUUAUUACUUUCUUAAAAUAUGGCGUUGUAUAAUCAUUUAGGUCAAAUUUGUUUUUCUCAUUCAGAUAGCGAACAGGUAAAAUUUAUACGACGUAAAUACACGCAUAGCAAUGGAGGUGUUUAAAUUAUUAAGUGUUUUCGUUUUGAUUUUAACCAUUUUACAAAUGGGAAGUUUUUUAACUGUUGUUGUGCUCUGGAAAAUUAAACGACAGCAUAUACAAGCUGAACACGCUACUGUAAUCUGUCAUCCUGCUGUUCCCGAUGGAGAUGACGAGAGGGUGUCAUGUAGAGGCGCAGAAACUAUUCUGAAAACGAAAAUAGAAGAGGAAGUCAGACGGAAGGCUAGAAAUGGGUUGCAUACUGAAUCAAGUUUGUUGGAAUUUUUCGGAAAGGACGAAUGUCUGGAGACUUUAAAGGGAUCGUCAAUUUUGCUUAAAGGAAUAUCUCCUAAAACGCAACGGACGGGAUCCGGUAUGGUACAUUGGCAUUCGUUGGCCAAUCCAGACAGCAAAGGAUAUUUGUCAUACAAUGAUGGAACCAUUGAUAUUACCAAAAGUGGUUUUUACUAUUUGUCCUUCCAAGUAAUGGUCAAUAAUCAAGAAUCAAUAAACAAUACGAAUGUUUUUCAAGAAACAAGACCUGAAAAUCCAUUUAUAAAGCAUUCAAUAAUACACCGAUCUUCAGCUGGAGGACGGACAAUAGUUCUGGGAAAUGUACGGCAUGAUGGCUGCCAAGCCGGAACUAGGACAAUCAACACAGGGGGGAUGUUCCAACUGAAGGAAGGGGAUAGUGUGCAUUUACAUUCGUCCAGUGUGGAGUCCAUUGUUCGUGACACGGGACAUCACAGUUUUAUGAUGUACAAGAUUUGACUUGUUUUUUACUUCCUUUGUAGUUUUAUUCCAAAUGACUAUAUAAGUGUGUCAUUUAAUCAUGUAAAAAGAUUAAUAGUUAUAUAUUUUAAUAAAAUAUCUCUAAUAUCAGA
Mya arenaria is the source of this 1044-nucleotide messenger RNA. RefSeq lists its product as uncharacterized. Gene Ontology annotation, cellular component: membrane. Gene Ontology annotation, biological process: immune response. The record is from RefSeq and is a predicted model, not a curated record. Gene Ontology annotation, molecular function: tumor necrosis factor receptor binding. The transcript is spliced from 4 exons. NCBI's taxonomy places the organism in Eukaryota, Metazoa, Mollusca, Bivalvia, Myida, Myidae. The coding region runs from base 173 to 931 and encodes 252 amino acids.